This is a messenger RNA of Fusarium redolens, 774 nucleotides long. Its product is annotated as 3-oxoacyl-reductase. The coding region runs from base 1 to 774 and encodes 257 amino acids. Lineage: Eukaryota; Fungi; Ascomycota; Sordariomycetes; Hypocreales; Nectriaceae. The record is from RefSeq and is a predicted model, not a curated record. Gene Ontology annotation, molecular function: oxidoreductase activity. The transcript is spliced from 2 exons.
AUGCAAGACCUCAACGGCAAAGUUAUCGCCAUCACAGGUGCAGCAUCUGGAAUUGGUCUUGCAACUGCUCAACAACUGUUCUCAGUCGGAGCCAAGUUAUCCUUGUCUGAUAGAUCACCCAUUCCACUUGAGCAAGCCGCCCAAGCCCUUCUUAAAGCACACCCGAGCCGUGAUAGAGAAGGCAUCAUGAUAGCAGAGGUAGAUGUUACAUCUAGCGCCCAUGUUACUGCUUGGAUUGAAGGGACUGUGACAAGAUUCGGCAGACUCGACGGAGCAGUCAAUUCGGCAGGAAUAAGCGCCGUCCAGAUGGGCAAGGGCAAGAUUCGAGACCUCACCGAUGAUAGCUGGGCUUUAUGUAUGGGAAUUAAUGCUACGGGGGUAUUCUACUCCAUGCGAGCUGAGCUCAAUGCUAUGAUUCACGGUGGCAGUAUCGUCAAUGUGGCAAGUCUGGCUGGUCUAAUGGCGGUCCCCGGGGCUGCUGAAUACUCAGCUUCAAAGCAUGCGGUGGUUGGUCUUACAAAGACUGGAGCCAGAGAAGAGGGCCCAUCUGGUAUCAGGGUGAAUGCAGUCGCGCCUGGCACGAUAGACACUGCAAUGACACGAAGUGUUCCCGCCGAGUUUACAGCGUUUUUGAAGGAAAGGGUUGCGAAGCAGCCCAUCUCGAGACAGGGACGAGCUGAGGAAGUUGCGGCGUUGAUUUGUUUUCUUCUCAGUGGAAGUUCGGCUUUUAUAACUGGUCAGAUCAUUCGCAUUGAUGGAGGGUCCUCAGUGUAG